Angiostrongylus costaricensis is the source of this 360-nucleotide messenger RNA. Lineage: Eukaryota; Metazoa; Nematoda; Chromadorea; Rhabditida; Metastrongylidae. The record is from the annotation of a GenBank genome assembly.
AUGGAAGACGAAGACGCCACGUCGGAAAGAAGAACAACUGUGGACCAUCGACAAGGAUCGUCGGCUCUGAUGAGGAAGAAGACGUUGAAACAGAAAGCAAGUGGAGCGAACUACCUCCUCUUGGGUUGUUCUGUCAGACAGGCUGUUUCGGAACCAUCGCUGGAUAAGAACAGCGAAAAGCAGAACUCUGAAAAUAUCGCCGGUGUAUGGUGGCGUGUAGAUAACGCUGAUUCCAGUCACGUUGAUGAGGGAUGGCCUGAGGAAGUCACAGCUCAAGAGCCUUCCUUCGCUUCCGCGGACAGCCUCGAAAGCCUCGUUGAUUCGGGCUAUAGUGGAAGUAGUGGAAUCGUGGAGAAUUAG